GCCAGCUUUCUUUUUUUAGGGUUUCAUGCCUUCAGACUUUACGCUUUAGGGUGACCUUUGUGACUUUGUUUCCAAGCCGAACGUGAAAGAGUUAAAAGCAGGUGUGGGCUUGCACAUCAGAGGAACCUGUUGAGCGGGCGUUUGUCUGGCCAGUGUGACGAGCAGCACAGACUCCACAGUCCGACGAGGUGUUUCGAGGCCAUACAGACAGUCGAAAAACUUCAAUAUGAGGAAAGCAGACACACCACUCUUUAAGCAGCAGUCUACCCCUUGCUUAGGGAGAGAAAUGCCCCGGCAGUUCCCCAAGAUCUCACUGAAUGAGAUGGAUGAGAAGGUGCGCCUGCUGGCAGAGAAGGUAUACGCCUCAGCCCUGAAGGAGGAAGGCACUAAGGAUGCCCUCUCCAUGUUCACCGUGCCAGAGGACUGUCCCAUCGGCCUGCAUGAGAACAGGGAGCGGGAGCUGCAGAAGGAGCUGGCUGAGCAGCAGUCUGAGGAGACGACUAAGAGGAAGAAGAAUUUUAAGAUGAAGCGUUCGCAGUCAGUGUCUUUGCAGAUACCUGUCAACGCUGACUGGGCUCUGGCUGUAGUUUCCCCUCUGCUCUCCCCUGCCACGCCAGAACCUUCUUUGCCAGAGAACAUGCCAGAGUUUCAGAGGGUUACCAUCAGCGGAGAUUACUGUGCAGGGAUCACAGUUGAGGAUUAUGAGCAGGCAGCCAAGAGCCUCCUGACAGCUCUGUUCAUCAGAGAGAAGUACUCCAGGCUGGCCUACCACCGCUUCCCCAGGACCACCGCCCGCUUCCUCCGCACCGCUGCAAACGAAAAGUGGAGGGAGGAGGACGAGAUCUUGCCAGACAUCUGCCCUUGCCCUCAUGAGGGAGAGGAUCCCUACUCCAUGGAGGGCAUUCCAGAGAACUUGAACUAUGAGCUGAAGAUGAAGGAUGGCAUAGUGUAUGUCUACGACAACGCCGAGGCCCUGAAACAGGAGCUCCCUCACAGCCUUCCUUACCCCGACCUGGAGACCUUUGCCAUUGACAUGAGCCAUGUCCUUGCCAUGAUAGCAGAUGGCCCAACGAAAACCUACUGCCAUAGACGGCUGAACUUCUUGGCCUCAAAAUUUUACCUUCAUGAGAUGUUGAAUGAAAUGGCAGAGCUCAAAGAGCUGAAGAGUGUCCCACACAGAGAUUUCUACAAUGUUAGAAAGGUGGACACACACAUCCAUGCUGCUGCCUGCAUGAACCAGAAGCAUCUGCUGAGGUUUAUCCAGGACACCUACCAGACAGAGGCGGACCGCGUGGUCCUGGAGAAGGGCGGAAAGAAGAUCACCCUCAAGCAAGUGUUCGACAACCUCGCUAUGGACCCCUACGACCUCACUGUGGACUCGCUGGACGUGCACGCUGGAAGGCAAACAUUUCAUCGGUUUGACAAGUUCAACUCCAAAUACAACCCUGUGGGAGCCAGUGAGCUGCGAGAGAUUUACUUGAAAACAGACAACUACAUCAAAGGGGAAUACUUUGCACGCCUCAUCAAGGAAGUGGCUCAUGAGCUGGAGGAGAGUAAGUACCAGCACGCAGAGCCUCGUCUGUCAAUCUAUGGCCGCUCUGCUGAUGAGUGGGAGAACCUGGCCACCUGGUUCAUCCAGCAUAAAGUCCACUCGCCCAACAUGCGCUGGAUGAUCCAAAUUCCCAGAAUCUAUGACAUUUUCAGGUCAAAGAAACUGAUACCGCACUUUGCCAAGAUGCUGGAGAACAUUUUCCUCCCUCUCUUUGAGGCCACAGUCAAUCCACAGAAGAACAAAGCAACACACGUAUUCUUAAAAUACGUGACGGGGUUCGACAGUGUGGACGAUGAGUCCAAACACAGCGAUCACAUGUUCUCCUACAAAAGCCCCAAGCCUGAGGAGUGGACCACAGAGGGCAACCCUCCUUACAGCUACUACCUGUUCCACAUGUACGCCAACAUCAUGGUGCUCAACAACCUGCGCAAGGAGCGAGGACUGAACACCUUCCAGUUUCGUCCUCACUGCGGUGAGGCCGGUUCCAUCACCCACCUGGUGUCAGCCUUCCUCACGGCAGACAACAUCUCCCACGGCCUCAACCUCAAGAAGAGUCCAGUGUUGCAGUACCUGUACUACCUGGCCCAGGUGCCCAUUGCCAUGUCCCCACUAAGCAACAACAGCCUGUUCCUCGAAUACUCCAAGAACCCACUGCGAGAGUUUCUCCACAAAGGCUUGUGUGUGUCGCUGUCCACUGACGACCCCAUGCAGUUCCACUACACCAAGGAGGCCCUGAUGGAGGAAUAUGCCAUUGCAGCCCAGCUGUGGAAGCUGAGCACCUGUGAUGUGUGUGAGAUAGCGAGGAACAGUGUGCUGCAGAGCGGCCUCUCUCAUCAGGAAAAGAAACACUUCAUUGGCUCCAACUACCUGCAGGACGGACCAGAGGGCAACGAUAUUCGGCGGACCAAUGUAGCUCAAAUCCGUUUGGCCUACCGCCACGAGACGCUGUGCAACGAGCUCAGUUUUCUGGUGGACGCGGUCAAAACCGAGGCUGGCUCCGCACCAGCUGAGUGAUUCACCAUGCCAAGAGGAACGGUUUCUGAAUACGUCCUGAGGGACAAAGGGACACUGGUUAGACAGCAAGCUAGAUUUCUCACACCUUCUUAUCAGUCCUCCUCACCCUGAUCUGAAAAGAGGCGUUGAGGUAUUUUAUGAGGACCUCGGUGUGGGAAUUUUGGAUUGGAACAUUUUAUAUGGUGUAAACUUGACCUUUGGAACCUAUUUUAUAGUGUGGAGGAACUUCUCCAAACACCCCAGACAUUUUGUGUUUCACUUUAACCCUGUAAACUUGUGAUCUCCACUACAAUUUAAAAUAAAGUACUGUGGGUCUCAACAAAGCAGUGACCCCUCUGGUGGGACCGACAGAGUUGAAGAAGUUAAGGUGAUAUGGGCCCAAUUUGCUAUAAUAGGCCUAGAUUAUCUAGGACUUGAUUUGGGAUUGCAUAUGUGAGAAAGCACUAGUCACCAAACCUGUCUUAGAAGUGACUCAUCCAGAGGCAGCAGAGGCUUGUUCAACCAGAGGCUGACAGAACAGAACUGUGUUCUCUAACACAGCGGGACGGGCACCACAACAUGCAAAUAAUGUCCAUCUAUGGUGAUUAUAUUUGGCCCCAUGGAGGGCUCUCUUAUCAGGUUAAAUGCUGAUUAUUUUGUGUGUGUCACUGGUGUGUUUGCAUGUUCCAAAGACUAAUUUGACUAAGUCUGGUUUGGUGAGGGCUUUGCUAUGAAAUGAGUAUCCAUCACAAGCCCCUUUAUUAGUUCAGACUUACAAAUUAUAUUAGAUAUUUAGAUAUACUUUAUUAGUGCCAAAAGGGAAAUUUGUCUUGGACAAGUCUAAUACAUCACAGUGAUUGUCUUAUUUUUAUCUUCUCCGCUCCCCUAUUUUCAUCGAGAGAGGGGAACAGGUUACAACAUUUUCUGGCAUUAAGGACCCUGCAAACUAUGUGCAAAAUAGACCACAGACCAAUCACUUGAGAGGACUGUGUCCUAAGGAAUCCCUUCUACAAAUAUUUUUGUUAGGUGGAAAGAAACCAAAAGUUAGUCAUAUAUUUAGUUGCCUGUUAGCAGAAUAUCUCAAUAACAUGUGUACAGAUGUCCAUCAACCUUUGUGGAUAGAGAAAAGUAGAGUAGAUUUGGGGGGUAAUCCUGAUCUGGAAUGAUUACUGUUUCAGCUCUAACUAUACAGCAGGAGUGUCCGACCAUAUGCCAUGAAGGGCCGAGAGGCUCCAGGUUUUCAUUUCAAAC
Myripristis murdjan (pinecone soldierfish) is the source of this 3796-nucleotide messenger RNA. RefSeq names its product adenosine monophosphate deaminase 3b (gene ampd3b). Gene Ontology annotation, cellular component: cytosol. The record is from RefSeq and is a predicted model, not a curated record. The transcript is spliced from 16 exons. Gene Ontology annotation, molecular function: AMP deaminase activity. Gene Ontology annotation, biological process: AMP metabolic process; IMP salvage. Lineage: Eukaryota; Metazoa; Chordata; Actinopteri; Holocentriformes; Holocentridae. Bases 227 to 2566 code for a protein of 779 amino acids.